GUUUGAUGACAAUUUGGACUCCUCUGAGAGAUGAGGACACACCCACAUCUGUUCCAUAGAUGUGGGGUGUUACGGUUCUGAGUCAGCUUUGUGGCAUCAGACACAGACCCCUGAAAACCAGCACCUGGACUUCAUGCAGGAGAGACUGCCUCAGUAAUGAUGGACUCUGCUCCUCUACUAUUACGUCCCCACGAAGGAGGUCUAGGGGUGUGUGUGGGGAGCGGUAACAAAUGGGUCCGGAACAGAAUGAAGAGGAAAACAGACAGAGGAAUGGCCAACAAAAGGAAAGACUUCACUGAGGGAAAAAAGGAUGAAGAUACAAGAUGCUGAUGGAGCAGUGCAGCUGGUCUCAGGAGAUGAAGAAAAAGCCUGAUCACCUUCUCUACAAAAACAAGGAUCUUAGACAGACGCAGUUUUCCAUUCUUCUGAGCGACCCCCUCAACCCGUCUGUCUCUAAAAUGGACAUCAGGGACGAAAACAAUUAUAUUUUGGAAACAGUGCAGUCGGAAGAAACGCCUUCCACUCCUGAAGUUGACAUUCUGGGGCAAACAUCCAACCCUCUGCAUCUCCCUCCUUUCCCCACUGGGACACCUGCUCCCCCUCAGCCAGCAUCAGAUCCUCAGACUGGAGGAUUUUUUAGCAACAUCCUCCCAGAACCAGCUCCUCCUGUGUAUCAGCAACUGGUUCCACUCAUGGUCUCAGCACCAGCUCACCUCUACAGUCAGCCAGGGACAGAUAGGCAGGGACAGCUGAGACACCCAGAGUGUAAUGCGCUCAGGAUUCCAGAGACCAUGACCCAGUACGAGCGUCCUUUUGGAGAACUGCACGAUGUCCCAUUCUGGGAUUUUGUCCCUCCUGCUCCCCCAUCCAACCCUCCACUUCGCCCUCCUUUCCCCACUGGAGAUCCCGCACCCCCUCAGUCAGCAUUAGAUCCUCAGAUUGGAGGAUUUCUUAGCCACACCCUCCUGGAAACAGCUCCUCCUGUGUCUCAGCAGCUGGUUCCUCUCAUGGUCACUAACACCGCCACAGUGCCAGCUCACCUCUACAGUCAGCCAGGGACAGAUAGGCAGGGACUGCUGAGACACCCAGAGGUUAAUGUGCCCGGGAUUCCACAGACCAUGACCCAGCACGAUGUCCCAUUCUGGGAAUUUGUCCCUCCUGCUCCCCUAUCCAACCCUCCACUUCGCCCUCCUUUCCCCACUGGAGAUCCCGCACCCCCUCAGUCACCAUUAGAUCCUCAGAUUGGAGGAUUUCUUAGCCACACCCUCCUGGAAACAGCUCCUCCUGUGUCUCAGCAGCUGGUUCCACUCAUGGUCACUAACACCGCCACAGUGCCAGCUCACCUCUACAGUCAGCCAGGGACAGAUAGGCAGGGACUGCUGAGACACCCAGAGGGUAAUGUGCCCGGGAUUCCACAGACCAUGACCCAGUAUGUGCGUCCUGCUGGAGAACUGCACGGCGUCCCAUUCUGGGAUUUUGUCCCUCCUGCUCCCCCAUCCAACACCUCCACUACAAAAAAAAGGAAAUGUGAAGCCAAACAGGAUGAGGACCGGCUGUACAUAAAGAAACCACCAAACGCCUUCAUGAUUUACCUGAAGGAGCAGAGGCCAAAGGUGAUGGCGGAACUGAACCUAACUGGCAGUGCAGCCAUAAAUGCAGUUGUGGGAAAGAGGUGGAGGUCUCUCUCAAAAGCCCAACAAGCAAAAUAUUUUGAUCAGGCUGAAACCGAGAGAUGCCGUCACGCCACAGAGCAUCCAGACUGGUCCACCAAAGAAAACUAUGGCAAAAAGAGGACGAGAACGCGAAAUCACACCUCGAGCACAGCAUCUGAACCUAAACAGGAAGCCCAACAGGCCAAGAGGCUUUGUGUGAUGCCAGCUCAGACACAGCCAUCUUCUUCCUACUCAGUUGCGAAGGAGCCUCUCGAGCAGCCACAGAGACAGCCAACUGUUACCAACCUGCGUUAUCAGCAGUCAGCGUGUGUGCAGCUGCAGAACACACAGACAACAGUUGAUGCACCUGUGUGUCAAGUAAAUCCGGUCCUCCCAGCUUCUCGUAUAGAUUUCUCCCCAUCUGCAUCACUGGCCUCCUCUGCUGCACCCGUUCAGCUCCAGAAAGACGCCACUUUUGUCAGUGACACUGAUGAAGCACUGCUGUCAGUGGUGGAACAGCUUGACCCCCUCCUCACUUCUGAGCAGUCUCAGCAGCCCUCCUCUCCACUCACUGGUCAUCACCUAAAUCAGACCAACCCUGCUUCUCCUGUAUAUACUUCUCUAUCCACAUCAUUUGCCUCUUCUGCCACAUUCUUUCAAGACCAGAAAGAGCCUAUUGGUUUCGCUGACAUUCAGGAAGACAUGUGGACACUUCUUAACCACCUCCCUGCCACUCUACAGCCUGAUACACUCUCCUGUCCUAACAUUCCUACUCUGAUUAGCCCUGCUUCUCUGGAGAAUUCUUCUCCAUCCAAAUUGCUGGCCUCCUCUGUUGCGCCCACUGAAUGCCAGUCAACGCCUCCCUUCUUCAGCCAAACUGUAAAAAAUAUGAUGUGGCUACUUGACGACCUCGAACCUGGGCCCUUUGCACAGCCUCUACAGCCCUCCUCUCCUCAAGCAGACUGGUCCUCACCAUAAUCAGAUCAGUCCUGCACCCCCCAAACCACGGCUACCUUCUUACACUGUAAUGAAUAAAGUCUUAGCUCACUGCUUAAUUAGCCCUAGGUUCCACCGUUUUCUGCAGAGCCUCACAGCUCUCAUACAGAAAACCCCUUCCUCUACUAUUUCAGUCUUUCCUCUGUUUCAGAACUGCUUGCCAGAGAUCCCACUCCGCUCUACUCUCCACAGAUGUGUGUGUGUGUGUGUGUGUGUGUGUGUGUGUGUGUGUGUGUGUGUGUGUGUGUGUGUGUGUGUGUUUGUGCGUAUGUGUGCACGUGUGUACAGAUAAUCCUUGUUUUGGUGUGUAAA
Messenger RNA from Oreochromis niloticus (Nile tilapia), 2960 nucleotides. RefSeq names its product putative transcription factor SOX-14. The record is from RefSeq and is a predicted model, not a curated record. The transcript is spliced from 13 exons. Gene Ontology annotation, biological process: canonical Wnt signaling pathway; regulation of transcription by RNA polymerase II. NCBI's taxonomy places the organism in Eukaryota, Metazoa, Chordata, Actinopteri, Cichliformes, Cichlidae. The coding region runs from base 324 to 2630 and encodes 768 amino acids. Gene Ontology annotation, cellular component: chromatin; beta-catenin-TCF complex. Gene Ontology annotation, molecular function: DNA-binding transcription factor activity, RNA polymerase II-specific; RNA polymerase II cis-regulatory region sequence-specific DNA binding.